AUGGAAAGCAAUCAGUAUGGAAAAUACCUAAUUGGAGGCUCCCAGCUAGCCAUGAUCCCCAAAUAUUCAUUGAUGGGGCCUUUCAGAGGACACAUGAGCAUCAAAAGUAGCCCCUUCUCUCCAAGUUCUUCCUGCAAGCUAUCAAGUCAGUACAUUGUUGAAGAUCACAUGGCAACACAUUACAGAAAAUUGCUAUCUGCCAAAGCCACUGUGGAUUCAUCUGCUCCAAAGAGUUUGAACAUGAGCAUCAAAUACAGAGACCAACAGAAAAGAGAGGCCCUUAUCAAAGCAGUUGAGAAAUACAAGAAAGAAACGGCACAGAUCCUUUCAGCCCCUCUAGGUCAUUACAGGAGCAUUUCUAGUCAUCAUGAUAAAUUACAGAGCAGCCUGGAUUUGGCUACAAGUAGAAGAAUGCCAUCCUUGAAAGAAAAAGACGAGCACUUCCCCGAAUGUAUCAAGAAGCCACAUUCAAGAACUCGGUCCCAAGUUUUAAGCGCAGAGGAGACCAUCCAGGAUAUUGUCCGGUGGUCUUUAUCUCAGGCUCUCUCCAAUGGCAAGAAGACAGUUUACCAGCAUCCUGUGCCACUUGGCCAGUCUCACAGACUGAGCCCUUCUCUGAGCCACAGCAGAAAGACAUCCCGACCCCUUCAUAAGAAAACAUUACAUGGAGACCCAUUGGAUGUCCAUAGACAAUGGUUUACAGAAACAAAAAAGCCCUUUACACCAAAAGUUUUAAAAACACCAAAUAAAUCAUUCCUUUCAAAAUACAGGUAUUAUAAUUCUCCACACAGAAAGAAGACCUUCUUGUCUGAUAAACCAUUGCACAAAAACCCAGGAAAGCUUUAUAGGGCUUCAGAAGAUGAAUGUCUAAGAUCUUAUGCAGAUUACUUCACGCGGCAUCCACUCAAGAAACAUCAGGAGACUUCAGUUUCUCUGCAAGCACUGCUUCAGGCAAAAGAAGAAGAGUUGAAGUACCUUCAGUUUCUUAAGGAAAUUACAAAUGACAUUUUGAUCAGAAGCUGUUACCAGAACAAGGCACUUGGUGAUAUAUUUCAGUUACAUGUUAGAAGCAGGAGGUGUGACCUUGAUGAGGUAAAAAUGCAAAGAAUUUUUCGUGCCCUGAAGGAAGAUUUGAACAACUGCACUGAUCUGCCAGAUCCUUCUAUCAGUUACUUUGGCUUAGAACACAGGAGUCGUCACCUCAUUGCAUCAAAUAUGUAG
This is a messenger RNA of Gekko japonicus, 1221 nucleotides long. Its product is annotated as spermatogenesis-associated protein 7 homolog. The record is from RefSeq and is a predicted model, not a curated record. Gene Ontology annotation, biological process: microtubule cytoskeleton organization; protein localization to photoreceptor connecting cilium; protein localization to photoreceptor outer segment. The transcript has 11 exons. Lineage: Eukaryota; Metazoa; Chordata; Lepidosauria; Squamata; Gekkonidae. Bases 1 to 1221 code for a protein of 406 amino acids. Gene Ontology annotation, cellular component: rod photoreceptor outer segment; axoneme; ciliary basal body.